Molecule: messenger RNA, 5616 nt
Organism: Trachemys scripta elegans
Lineage: Eukaryota; Metazoa; Chordata; Testudines; Emydidae
Product: zinc finger protein 883-like
Exons: 3
Coding region: 633-2486 (617 amino acids)
Biological process (GO): regulation of transcription by RNA polymerase II
Molecular function (GO): RNA polymerase II cis-regulatory region sequence-specific DNA binding; DNA-binding transcription factor activity, RNA polymerase II-specific
Source: RefSeq, a predicted model, not a curated record
UGAAGUGGGUUAUAUCCCAUGAAAGCUUAUGCUCAAAUAAAUUCGUUAGUCUCUAAGGUACCACAAGGACUCCUUGUUUUUUCCACUUUAUAAGGAUAGAUUUUCAAAUAAAGAUCAUUAAUGCUUAAAAAUGUAUGGUGAUUUUGGGAUUUGGCAAACUUGAUGAAUCCCCAGAAAAUGCCUGAAUCCUUGAGAAUAAAUAACAAGAGGCCGUAAAUCAAAAUGGAUGGAAUUUGGUCCUUGUAUUUGUAAAAAUAUUUUCUUUUGAACUUCAAGCCUUUCUACUAGCUGAUCAGUUGGGGGCGGAUCAGCCCCUCAGACUGUUCAUCUCUCAUAGUACUAACAAGAACUGAGACUGUUCUAGGCCUCGGAUACCGGCUGCACUUCCUCCUUAGCUACGGGAAGAACAUGGAAGUCAGUACGUAAUAACAAGCUUUCUGUGCAUUCCCAAGCUGGAGUUGCAUCCUCCCUCAUUUCACAGCUCUCCGUGCCAAGGACUGCCUGUGUCUCUCCCCCAUCAGCCGGAAGGUUGCAGCCAGGAGUCUGGAUCCAGAGUGUUUCAUUUCUCAUUUCAGGCUAUGUUUGACAUCGCUGUCUCGCUCCCCUGAGGAGGAGUGGGAGGAGCUAGCAGGAUGGCAGAAGGAGCUGUAGAAAGACGAGAUGAGGGACAACUACAAGACUUUGAUCUCACUGGGCGUGCUGUCACCAAACUAGAUGUUGCAUCCCUGAUUGAACAUGGGGAAGAGCCAUGUGUCCAGGCUCACCAGGAUUCGAGGGAAAGAGACCUUUCUAAAGGGGUCUCCUUUGAUGAUGGAAUCAAGUGGAAGACUGAAGAGAAUCAUCAGCAGGGAAAUUCUGAGGGUUUGGCAGAGCACAGGAAUUUAUCACAGAGAGAGAAAGCAAAUAGCUCUGAUGAGGGAAAUACGUGUGAGGGUGAACGUGGGCCAGCUGACCAACACGGGAACAUAGGGUAUGAGAGCGUGGAGAAAUCCACUCCAAAUGAAAGACCUUUCAGCAAAUGCCAAAACAUUCCUAUUCGCACAGGAGAGAGACCCCAUAAAUGUACUGAGUGUGACAAAAGCUUCACUCGCCGCUCACAUCUUCUUCAGCACCAGAGAAUCCACACGGGGGAGAGACCCUAUAAAUGUACCGAGUGCGAGAAAAGCUUCCGACAGAGAUCAGAGCUGAUUGAUCAUCAGCGAACGCAUACGCAAGAGAAACCCUACAAAUGUGACAAGUGUGGGAAAAGGUUCAUUCGGAGCACACGGCUUAUUCAGCAUCAAAAUGUUCACAAUGGAGUGAAACCCCACAAGUGCCCCCAGUGUGAGAAAAGUUUUAGCUGGAUCUCCUCAGUUAUUAAACACCAGAGAGUCCAUACAGGUGAGAAACCCUAUAAAUGCCCCGACUGUGAGAAAAGCUUCAGCUGGAGCUCGACCCUUAUAAAGCAUCGGAGACUCCACACAGGAGAGAGACCCUAUAAAUGCCCUACCUGUGCAAAGUGUUUUGUACAGAGUGCAAAUCUUAUUAAACAUCAGAGAGUCCACACAGAACAGAAACCCUAUACAUGCGGGGAAUGUGAGGAAACCUUUUUGAUCAGGUCUCAUUUCAUUCUGCAUCAGAGAAUGCACGCAGGAGAAGAACUCUACAAGUGCGAUGGCUGUGAGGAGUGGUUUGGUCUUGUCUCGGACCUUCAUAAACAUCAGAAGAGCCACACAGGAAAGAAGCCCUAUAAAUGCUCUGAAUGUGACAAAAGCUUCAACAAGAGUUCAAAUCUUAUUAAGCAUCAGAGAAUCCACACGGGGGAGAGACCCUAUAAGUGCCCCGACUGUGACAAAAGCUUCAUUCAGAGCUCGCACCUGAUGCUCCAUCAGAGAGCACACAGGGGAGAAAAACCCUACAAAUGCCUGGACUGUGAGAAAAGUUUCCACCAGAGCUCCCAUCUCAUUCAACACCAGAGAGUCCACACGCAAGAAAAACCCUUUAAAUGUCCUGAGUGCGAGAAAAGUUUCAGCCGAAGCUCAGUGCUAAAUAAACACAAAUUAAUCCACGUGGGAGACCAGAGCUAUAAAUGCAGCCAGUGUGAGGAAACCUUCACUAGCAACUCCCGCCUUCUUCAGCACAAGAGAACCCACCAUGUGGAAAGACCUUACACGUGCCCUAACUGUGAGAAGAGUUUCAGUCGCAGUUCGCAGCUUAUGCUCCAUCAGAAAAACCAUGCAGCAGAGAAACCUUACAAGUGUGCUGACUGUGACAAAGGCUUCGUUUACAGCUCACAUCUAAUUCAGCAUCAGAGAACUCACACUAGAGAACGACCUUAUAAAUGUCAUGUGUGUGAGAAAAGCUUCAUUCAGAGCUCACAUCUCCUUCAGCAUCAGAAAAUCCACACGGGAGAGAGACCUUUUAGAUGUAGUGAUUGUGAGAGAACCUUCAAUCGGAGCUCCAACCUUAUUAAACACCAGAGAACUCACACCAGGGAGAACCCGUAAGAGAUGCUUCCAUAUUAACUCCACGCUCUUGACGAUAAGAGUAUUCACCCAGAAGGAAAAUCUUAUAAAUAUUCCAUGGGUGAGAGAACCUUCAGUCAGAAGUGUCAUGUUGUUGUUCAACUUUGUAUCAAACUGAAUGAAGGUCUCUAGGAAACUUGCCUUGACCUUCUUAUACUGGCAAGAGUUUUGCUGGUAUAAAUUAUAUCAGUUUCCCUAACAAUAUACCAUCCUGGCAAAUGGACUCAUUUGCUGAUAUAAUUAUGCCUAUGCUACAAAGCUUGCCAGCAGUUAUGUCUAUUUGAGGUGUGAUGUGUGAGUGAACAAUGUGCUGGUAAAAGCCCCUAGUGUAGGCACAGUUACAUUGCCAAAAUUUGCACUUUACCAGUAGAAUUUAUUUUGUUUGUGCGGGGACGAGGACGGACACUGUAAUAAACUAUACCAGCAAAAUGCUAUUUUGCCAGUAUCACCUGAGUCCAUGUUAGCAGCAGUAUGCGGGUAUUGUAUAUUGGUAUAAUACAUUGGUAUAGCUAUAUUGGCAGAGCCUUGCAAGUGUAGGACUCCAACACAGGAAGUAACAAAGCGUUGAUUGCCUGAAGUGAAUAGUUAAGCUCCCCUAAAAAUGAGCAAGAGACGCAGCUUGAUAGCUGUCCAUGUGCAGAGAAAGAAUAGACACACACACACACACACACCCCUGGUCACAAGAAUUGAUCAGAGCUGAUUUAGCUUCUGCUUUUCAGGUCAUGUAUUCCAUCAUCUGUCAUUGGGACUGUUCCGCCUGGAAGAGGGAGUAACUUACAUGGUCAUUAACUAUUCAGAUGGUGUAAAACUGGUGCGAGCUGCAAAUGCCAUUGAGGAAAGAGAAAUAAGUCAAAGGGGCCUGGGGGGAUUAAGCACCCCAUAUGGGUAGACAUCAACCGGGUAGGUAGAAAAAUGAAAACUGCUGCAUGUGGGCAAAAGUGAUGUGAAAUACAAAUAGUCACUGACAGAAAGCUAGCGUGAGCGGCGCUGACGAUAAAAGGCAACAGUAUAGAGAUGUGUGCUUUCGGGUGUGUCAUUGUACAGUCAUCUUGCCUGAGUCUAGCUCAGAAUAUCACUAAUGAAUUCGAGGUUGUGAGUGAGAGUCCAACACUGAGUUCUGGUCCCAGCUUUGUGCCUCUGUAGAAGAGAAAAACAAAUGUAAUUUUGGGUUGUAAUUGCAGAGGCAUGAGAUCUCAGAACAGCUGUGGAACAGUCUCCGAUAAGAAGUGAUGAGAUUCAUGUUGCUUGGGCCUUUUAACACUAGACUGGGCACAUCCCUGGAAAAUAUUCUGUGUUGGUUGUCUGGUUUGGGGGAGGGGGUAAUUCCUGAUCUGAGAGUACACCAGCAGGCUGUUGGGUUUUUUGUUCUUAAGGAUAAAAAAAACUAGUACAUCUUUGGAAUUAAAAUGGUAUUUUAUCAAACGUGUGAAUUGUCUGGAGUUGGGGCGGGGAAGGGAUGCUCCCAGUAUGCAGUGUCCUCAAAUGGCUAAGUUGCGUUGCCUGUGAAUUUAGUGCCACUUCGUUGUCUAGCAGGGCUGCCUGCCUUUGUAUCACCCUCACUAUCUUGUCAAUGCGCUCUGUCCACAGCUCACCGUCCUCAUCUCUCCUUGGUGUCAUGGUAAAGGAAACCUUGCCUCCACUCUUCAGUCUUCUUCUGCCUUUACAGACAGAUGCUGACACAAAUAUGCCUUCUCAUGUGCACGUGCUCUCUCUCUCUCUCCCCCACCCCUCAAAGAUUUGCCUGGCAUUCAGCCAUGAAUAAUGCUUCUGUCCAUGUGGGCAGUGAUGUGUCAGGACGGGGGGUGGGGGGAGGAGGGGUAGAAACAGCACAAGUAGCUAUCGUCUCAGUUCUAGUCUCCAUGCCAAUAAUAAUAGUGUUGCUUUUCCUUCGUUUUGGAAUUCCAUUCACAUGGGACCACCAAAGCUUGGAGAUGGUAAGAUCUUUUUCCACCUUGCUUCCCUCCUUAUAUAGGACUACUGUAGAAAUGCCAGGUUCGUGGUGGACUGGGAAUUGGGGAAGGUGAGGGAGGAGGCAGCUGGGAGCAGGUUAAGUUCAUGUGCACAACUGCAGGCUGCCCGUACUUGGCGAAUAUGAUGCUGAGGGCAGAGCAAGAUCUUGUUCAACAAGGCCAUGGGCAAACCGGGAAGAUAUUCUGCACCACUCUGUCAGGCUGGUGCCGGAGUGGAAGGGAACCACAAGCUAUAAGGGUAGAGCCAAGUGAGCUGCAUUGCCUUGCGACGUGCAUGGAAAAAUAGUCAUGUCUUUGUCUUCAGUUCUCUUAUGAUACCUGCAGAGCAGCACAACAUGCACUGCAAAAUCAAUGGAAUUUUGCAGGAAUGGCUCCAAGCCCAAGGGAUCAGAUAGCAAUAUUAAGGCAAUCAUAGCUACACAUUUCCCAUGUCUCUGUAGCCUCCUUUAGGCAAUGUACCUCCUCAAAUCUCAAGGCAGCUAAAAGUUGAGGGCCUUAAUCCAACUGUAAGCCCAGGUACUUUGUCUCUGGCGCUACAAUAAGCAUGCCUGCGGUGCAGCCGUUGAGACAAGUGUGGUGCCCCUGUAGUGGGUGGGUGGGAAGGAGCAGGAAGUCGCAUGGGAAGGGGGGUGAGUAACGUGUUUCACUGAUGGUUAUAGGAUUUGAUAUUUUAGAGAAAUUGCUUUGGCGCGUUUCCCUAAUGCACAACCACCCACCAUGGCGGUGCCCUGAGGGUACCUGGAAUAAAGCUGUUUAAAGGUUGUAUUUUGAUAUAGCCCCUAAUAGUUAUGGGUGUGAAAGUCAGUAGUGACCCCCCCCACACCUUCCUUUCUUUACAAUCCAGCAGCCGUUAUGGCUACCAAUGGCCAUUAGGGAUAGCAGGCGCCUCACGUACAUAGCUAGCCUGAACUUUUGAACUAUCUUGUCUCCCCUGCCUUGAGGCAGAGGAGACCGGCUCCAAACCGGUUUUCGCUGACCAGAUAACAGAAGUGCAGGGUCUGGUAACCACCAAUCAAGUGUUAACACGGCAGGAGUCUUUGUCUGAGUGCGUAUAAAGGAUCUGUGAAAUUUGUGUAAGACAGUUUUUGUACCAAGGUGCAAAGCUCUCCUUUCUUCUUCAGACUAAAGCAACCUUUUCCUUA